AUGAAGUACGUCUUUGGAGGAUACGUGCACUUAUGUGCAGGAAUUAUUAGUCUCAUUACCUUUCCAUUGGUGUAUGGAAGUCCGUCGAGGUUCAGUCUUUUCCAGGGCAACCCCUAUUCCAGCUCGAUUUCACGGCAAGGGAACAAAAACUGGUGCGCGUUUGUAGUCCAUAAGAACGUGACGUGCGCUGUGUUGGCGGCGAGUGAACGCGUCGUGGAGCCGCAGCUCUCGCCCUGUCCUCCGCAUCAGCCAGACUGCACACAGCGGGUGAUGUAUCACACUCACCUGAGGCCCAUGUACAAAGUAGGCUACAAACAAGUGACUGAGCUGGAAUGGAGGUGUUGUCCAGGCUACCUAGGUCAUGACUGUACAGAGCUGAAAGACGCCCCACCCAAACCUCAUGUUCUAGAAGAACCAAACCAAAAUCUUCCAUCCAUCCACAGAUCUCAACAGAACGUGCUGAGACCAGAGGUCUUCUCUGGGGCACAUCCAUGGUUGCAUCCUGGGCAAAGCGGACAAAGAGGACAUCCGUUGACGCAGACGGGUGAGUUUAGUAGUGAAGGGGGAGUUCCUGGAGAUCGACAACAAGAGAGUCAUCGUGUUCAGGCAUUAGAAGAAGAAGUAGAGCGUCUUUCACAGACAGUCCUCGACCUGCAAGCUGCCAUGACAUCAGCCAAUGCAAACUUGCGUUUGGAUUUACAGGAAGAUGCUAGCAAGAUCAUUCUAAAUAUGUUGGGGAACCUACGGCAGCCACAGGAUGUUAAGACAGGUGGAACUGAGAGCAUCCUGUUUCCAUCUGACCUCCGUGUCUCACCAGUGGCUGAUGAGCUCCAAAACCAGGUCACCCAGCUCUCCAACACAAUCAGUACCAAUACCAACAGCAUCCAAGAUCUGCACAUUAUGAUUCAGAACAUUGAUGGACAGCUGCAUCAGCUAACAGAGGCAGCCAGUCCUGGCCAACUUCAACCUUUGUCCACACCUUCAACCAAUGAGUGUUCAUGUGAGGCAUAUGUAGAUGCAAGGCUCUCUGCUCUCCGUCAGGAACUUCUUGAAGGUAUGGACAUCAAAAUUGCUGACCUAAAGAAUGCGUGCGAUUACAAGGUACUGUCAGUUCAGGAGCAGUGUGAGGAGCACGAGACCUCCUACUUGAGCUUGAUAGAACUCCUUGACUCCAAAGAGGCUGAACUCCGCAAGGAGAUCCAAGAUUUGCGUCUCCUCGUUCCAAGUGAAACGUCCUCAGGGUUGGACAGUACUGAGGUCCAGAAGCUAAGAGACACCCAGCAUCUCCUGACUGAUGCCAUUAGGCACCACAAUUCCACCCUUGCAGAGAUUAAAGCACAAGGAUAUGUUUUGGAAGCAAGGGUUAGUCUUGCAGAAAAGAGUGCAGAGGUACAUUGCCUCUAUCUUGAGGAGAAGUUGAGAAGGGAGAGACUUAAGGAAGUGGAGGAGCAAAACAUAGCUUUUGAAGAAAAGAUCAAUGCUGUUCAACAUCACAACAGCAGCUCACAGCUACUGACUGCACUGUUAGAUCAUGGACAGCACCUAGAAGUCUUGGAGAAACGCACAAAGAACUUGCAGGAUGAGGUGGGAUCUCUUGAACAGCAUAUCAAGAGUGUGGAGAACUUUGUCCCAGACCUCAAUCAGUCCGUAACUCAGAGUUACAAUGGAAGUCUGCUGCAACGGUUGGAAAAGCUGGAGAUGGUUUGUGGGCGAAACCAAGAGCAAGUGAUCACCAUGAAUGGUUUGCUCAAUGGGCUUGAUGGACGCGUGGCCGGCAUUGAGGGUGUUUGCGGCCGGUUUGAACCAAUGUCAGACAGUCUCAAACGUAUAAAAGAUGGACUAAACAAACAUGUUAAUGGCUUGUGGUCCUAUGUCCGACAACUGAACAGCACAGUGAACACGCAUACAAAUGACACCAACAUGUUUAAAGCAAACUCUUCACACUCUUCAAAAGAGAGGCAGGAUGGGAUUGCAAGCACACCUCAAUAUACAGGUGUUCAUGAAGGUACUAAGGCUGUAAAUGUUCCCACAGAGGGAGAUCUGCCUGUCCCAGUGCUGCCUGUCUUGAUGUCAGGAGAGGCAGGGCCUCCAGGAACCAGAUUGUCAUCACAGACCCCUAAGGGGAGCCGGACACUUGUCACAGGCCAGGCAGGUUACCCCCUGAUUCCACCUGCCGCUCUCAGUCCAGAUUCAGUUUCUGCACAGAUUCCAUUAAAGACGGUUCAAAUGGCCGCAGGAGAAGGACGAUUAAUGACACACAUGUCGUUUUCGGCCGGUCUGACACUGGUGCCAUUUCCUGGGCAAAUUGGUAUCAUCCGAUUCAACAAUGUUCUGUUAAAUGAUGGAGGACAUUAUGAUCCACACACAGGUGUGUUCACUGUGCCCAUGGAUGGGCGGUACUUGCUCAGUGCUGUGCUAACUGCUCAGACAGGAGAGCGAGUCGAGGCUUUUCUCUCAGUAGCCAAUCGAAACAUUCAGAAGCUUUACACUGCUGGAGUAGGGGGUGGAUUCACUGAGGGGUGUGUCUGUGGAGGCUCCGCCUCUCUAAGUCUUGCGCUUAAUUUGAAGCGGGGUCAGAGGGUGGGACUUGUGAUGACAGCAGGGAAACUGGCAAUUUCAUCGUCCAGUGAAAUUCUGUCUUCAUUCAGCGGAGUGCUGCUUUACCCAACAGUAGCAAAGCGAUAACCCACAGAUAAAGAUUUGCAUAAAGAUGGGUCCAAAAGUCUGAGAAGACAUUGAACAUCUGGGAUUCAAAAUCUAAUUUGAACAUCGAAACUGAGAGUUUUAGGAUUUUGGAAAAUGUUAAACAAGGAAAAGAGUUGGUGUAAAACGAACAAGACAUAUUUAAGAUUCUGCACUAUUUCUGGGUCACUAAUCACAUAAAAAAAAUCUGUGACAUUGAUCAUGUUAACUCCUUUGUUCAGACGGUCAGAUUUUCUUGCUUCCAUUAAAGCACAUAAGAUCAAAUCAUGCAGAAUAACAUGAUCAUCCGUUUUUGUUGAUGCCAGCUCGAAAGUACGCUGUCCAAGACAUUUUUCUGUUGAGAUUUUCACUCAGUUUGUUACGCUGAUAGUAUAAUUUGUCAUGAAAACAUUUUUAUAAAAUUAGAUUUUAUAAAGCUGCUCAAAUGGUUAUAAAGAAAAUUAAAUAUGUGACACAAGAAUAAAAAACUGAGGAAUAGAUUGUGGAUCCAUUUCAAAACAAAGACUGACUUCAGCAUUUUAAAAAAUUAUAUAAAUUAAGAACAAAAAUCUAUUUUGCAAGUGAGUUUGUCUGGCAAGAUACUUGUGUAUCUAUUGAUUUAAAGGUGCUGUAAGCAAUUUUAGCCAUUCUAACUAUCACAAGAAUGAACUAUUGAUUAGCCACACCCCCUCUUUCCAAAACACCACACCGAUACCAUUGAGAAUGACACAAAGCAUGUUGAGAAGUGGAUAGCUGCAGGCAUUGCUCCAAAAAGGGCUCCAAAUCACCAUUAAAGAUAUAGGGAGCCCCUAACCUUAAGGCAUUGGCGCAACCGUCUUUUGGAGUAGCCCCUCCCCAUUUUGGAGUAACCCCACCCUCUUUUGGAGAUUCCACCCCCAUUUGGAGGUUAUACCUACUUGUGUUCCCACGGUUGUCAAAUUGUGAAUCAGAAUAUGGCAUUAAAGAGUUAGU
This is a messenger RNA of Myxocyprinus asiaticus (Chinese sucker), 3654 nucleotides long. Its product is annotated as EMILIN-2-like. Bases 1 to 2685 code for a protein of 894 amino acids. Lineage: Eukaryota; Metazoa; Chordata; Actinopteri; Cypriniformes; Catostomidae. Gene Ontology annotation, molecular function: protein binding. The record is from RefSeq and is a predicted model, not a curated record. The transcript has 9 exons.